AUGCUUAUCUCUGUCAACGCUAAACUUUAUUGUAUCGCUAGCUUCUUAUUCCUUAGGUAUACGAUAUCUAUCUAUUUAUCUAUCUAUCUAUCUAUCUAUCUAUAUCUAGGGAUGAAAGCUAAUGACUCUCAAUUUCAAGAGUCCCGCUUCAUUCCUCUUUUCCUUACCCCCAUACACCCCCACUCUCUCACCGACUCUUUUUCUUUCUGCCUCUGUUUCUACUCUCUUUACUUAAUUCCUGUUUUUUCGCUUUUUCUCUCUCUCUUCAUAUUCAUUUCUCUCCACACCAAAUAUCUAUCUAUCUAUCUAUCUAUCUAUCUAUCUAUCUAUCUAUCUAUCUAUCUAUCUCAUUCUAAUGAUUAUCUAUCUAUCUCAUCUGUUCAUAUCUAUCAUUCUUAUUCUAAUGAUUAUAUAUCUAUUUCAGUGUGUUCAUGCCUAUCUCAUUCUAAUGAUUAUCUAUCUAUCUAUCUAUCUAUCUAUCUAUCUAUCUAUCUAUCUAUCUAUCUAAGUCUGUUCAUAUAUAUCUUUCUAUCUGCCUCAGUCUGUCCAUAUCUAUCUAUCUAUCCAUUACUGUCAAUAUCUAUCUAUCUAUCUAUCUAUCUAUCUAUCUAUCUAUCUAUCUAUCUAUCUAUCACUGUCAAUAUCUAUCUAUCUAUUUCAUCUGUCGAUGUCUAUCCCAUUCUAAUGAUUAUCUAUCUAUCUAUCUAUCUAUCUAUCUAUCUAUCUAUCUAUCUAUCUAAGUCUGUUCAUAUCUAUCUUUCUGUCUACCACAGUCUGAUCAUAUCUAUCUAUCGAUCAAUCAAUCCGUUUCGGUCUGUUCUUCUCUAUGUUUCUAUCUGUCUACCUCUUUUUGUUCAUAUCUAUCUCACUCUAAUGAUUAUCUAUCCAUCUAUCUAUCUAUCUAUGUGUUGCCGCUGA
Molecule: messenger RNA, 918 nt
Organism: Acanthosepion pharaonis
Lineage: Eukaryota; Metazoa; Mollusca; Cephalopoda; Sepiida; Sepiidae
Source: the annotation of a GenBank genome assembly